This is a messenger RNA of Colius striatus (speckled mousebird), 2017 nucleotides long. RefSeq names its product cell division cycle 25A (gene CDC25A). The transcript has 16 exons. Gene Ontology annotation, cellular component: nucleus; cytoplasm. NCBI's taxonomy places the organism in Eukaryota, Metazoa, Chordata, Aves, Coliiformes, Coliidae. Bases 117 to 1700 code for a protein of 527 amino acids. The record is from RefSeq and is a predicted model, not a curated record. Gene Ontology annotation, biological process: positive regulation of G2/M transition of mitotic cell cycle; positive regulation of G2/MI transition of meiotic cell cycle; G2/M transition of mitotic cell cycle. Gene Ontology annotation, molecular function: protein tyrosine phosphatase activity.
GGAGGUUUGGCGCCAGCUUCGGAGCGGGGGGCGGCGGGUAGCGGCUGCCGUUAAAAGCGGCGCGGGCCGCGCUGUCAGCACAGACGCGGGAGCUCCAAGCGCCUCCGCUCGCCUCCAUGGAGCCCACACCGCUCGGGUCUUACCACCGCCAGCAGCACCGCCGCCGCCUUGCGCUGCUUUCUCCGGCUUCCCCCGCCGUGGUUAAGGCUCUUUUUCCCGACGACCUCUCGCCGGUCUCCGAUCUCCGCCUCACGAUGGAGCAGCUGGGGCGCAGUCAGCAUGAACACAGGGAGCAAGAUGUGGGAACCAAGAACACUAAUGGCUUACAGAGAUCAGCGUCGUCGGAAUCAACAGACUCAGGUUGUGCUUUGGAUUCCCCUGGUGCUGCAGCCUCAGACGACAUGGAGGAAACGUUUGAGAAGGCGUUUCUCGAAUCCAGCAGGCUGAACUUUCGAAUGCCUUUCAGAAGAAUCCACUCCCUGCCACAAAGCCUCCUGGGCUCAAGUCCUGCUCUGAAGAGAAACCACUCUGACUCCCUGGACGAUGGUUUUCAGCAGCUGGAACCAGAUGACAAUAAGGAGAACGAAUCCUUUGAGUUUAAGAAGCCAACCAAACCAGCUUCUCGCCCUGGGCACUGCCAUGCCCGGGAUGGCAGAGCUCUUCCUGGACCCAGGCAGAACUCAUCUCCAGCUCAGAAAUUUCCCAUGGGUGAAACACCCCCAGGUGACCCAGAACAUUCCAGGGCACCUUUCCUGCAGCAGCCUGCUCUGACUUCCUCAGAAAGUGAAGAUGAUGAUGGAUUCCUCGAGCUACUGGAUGAGCAAGAUUUGAAGAACGACGAGGAGAUGCCAUCUGAUGUGGCCAGCCUCUGGACUGCCCCCCUGGUCAUGAGGAGAGCACACAGUCGGGCCAAACGGUGCCGAUUGUUUGGCUCCUCAUCUCUGUCUGGUGGGGUGGGAAGGGCCACCCAGAAGAGGAUGGAGAGAUCCCAGGAAGAGAAUUCUCCAGGGAAAAGCAAGAAGAGGAAAAGCCUGCCUGGAACAGCUUCUGAGGACUCCACGAGCAUGAAAAUCGUGAAGACACAGUCCUCCACAGCAGAGAUUGAAAGCAUUUUGGAUAGUGACCAGAGAGACCUCAUAGGUGACUUCUCAAAGGGUUAUUUGUUCAGCACUGUUGAUGGGAAGCAUCAAGAUUUAAAAUACAUUGACUCAGAAAUGAUUGUGUCUGUGCUGACUGGGAAGUUUGCAAGCUCCAUCAAGAAAUGUGUGAUAAUUGAUUGCAGAUAUCCAUACGAGUAUGAAGGAGGCCACAUCAAGGGAGCUGUGAACCUGCACAUGGAGGAGGAUGUGGAGGAGUACCUGCUCAAGAAGCCCAUCCAGCCCUCGGAGAACAAGCGAGUGAUCGUCGUGUUCCACUGCGAGUUCUCCUCCGAGCGGGGCCCUCGCAUGUGCCGGUUUGUGAGAGAGCGGGACAGGCUGGGCAAUGAGUACCCCAACCUGCACUACCCAGAGCUCUAUGUCCUCAAGGGGGGGUACAAGGACUUCUUCCUCAGGUGCCGGAGCUUCUGUGAGCCCCAGAGCUAUCGGCCCAUGCACCACGAAGACUUCAAAGAAGACUUGAAAAGGUUCCGCACCAAGAGCCGAACCUGGGCGGGGGAGAAAAGCAAAAGGGAACUGUACAGUCGCCUGAAGAAGCUCUGAGGGCUGAGCUGAGCACACAGAGACUGCCUGUGGGGGGGAGCUGAGCCUGAUCCUUCCUGGGGGUUUAUCAGGUUCCAGCUCUGCCCAGCCGUGGCCUUUCGGGAACACUCCAGCCCGUGGCCACAAGCCUGGGCUGAGGCGCUCGGCUGGUGCCUGGGACCUGACUCUUGACAAUAUUCUUGUUACGCUGCUUCGUGGAAAUGGCUUCUUGUGUCCUGUGUCACCCCCACACUGCCCCCAGCGUGCCCUGGGGAGGGGGAGAGGCUGUCAGCUGGUGUGGGUGAGCAGUCAGGGUGUCUUAGUGCUUGUUGGUUGUU